CCUGAGCAUCACUAGACAAAGGCGGCGGCCCCUCGGCGCGGCGCGGCGCGGCGGGCGAGACCGGGCGCGGCCCGCGGCGGGCGGCGGCGGGCGGCAGGUGCGGACCCCUUCAGCGCUUCCGCGGGAGCGGCUCGGCCCCCGCCCAGCCCCGUGGAGCCGCAGCGGCGCCGUCAAUCAGCGUGUCCCCCCCCGCUCCCUCCUCCGCCCUCCCCUCCCGCACGCCUCGGCGCUCUGCAUCGGGCUCGGUGACAGCAGCGGGCUGGAGACACCCUCGCCGAGCGCGGCGGGAGGCUCCGCUUCCAGCCAGCACCGAGAAGCGGGGGCAGCGGCGGCUCCUGGCUGCCCGCAACCCGCCGGCAGCCCUCGCCGACCCCCCGGCGCCCGCCUGGCAGGGCUGCCGAAGCAUGCGGAGCCAUGGGCCAGGGCUGCGGACACUCCAUCCUCUGCCGGAGCCAGCCGUACCAGGCGGCCGCGUCUGACCUACGGGGCCAGCAGGUUUUCCUGAAGGUGGAGGACGCCGUACCCGGCUCCGAGGCGCUACAGGAUGCCCUGCUGAGCCUAGGGGCCGCCAUCGAUGCCGCCGGGCUACGGGAUGCCCUCCGCCAUGGCCUGCUGGCCCUGCUGCCCGCUGCGGAGCACGUCUACAUCUACCUGCUGGACGGGGACACCCGGCUGAUCUGCGACGACCCCCCCCACGAGCUGCCGUCCGAGGGGAAGCUCAGGGAUGCGGUGCGGAGGCAGAAGCGGCUGGAAUGCGGGGGGCUGCCCCCCGCUGAGCUCCCUGGUCGGCAGCUGGGGCCCCUGGCAGCACCCCUGGCCCCCGGCACGCAAGUGCUCAUCAUCCCACUGGUGGACAAGGACAGCGGGGCCGUGGUGUGCGUCAUCCUGGUACACUGUGGCCAGCUGAGUGACUCGGACGAGCAGAACCUGCGUGCGCUGGAGAGACACACCCUGGUGGCGUACCGGCGCCUGCAAGCCCUGCAGAAGCUGCAGCCCUGGCCCCAGGUCAGCCUCUCCACCAGCUCCUCCCAGAACUCCCUGGCCAAGCCCGAGAAGGCGCCCGACAGCGGCUACAGCGACCUGGACUGCAAGAUCCUGCAGCUCUGCGGUGAGCUGUACGACCUGGAUGCCGCCUCGCUCCAGCUCAAGGUCGUCAACUAUCUGAAGCAGGAGACCCAGUCGCUCUGCUGCUGCCUCCUGCUCGUCUCCGAGGACAACCACCAGCUCUUCUGCCAGGUGGUGGGGGACCGCGUCCUCGAGGAGGAGAUCAGCUUUUCGCUCACCUUCGGGCGCCUGGGACAGGUGGUGGAGGACAAGAAGUCCAUCACCUUGAAGGACAUCAGCGAGGAGGAGCACAAGCAGCUGAGCAGCAUGUUGGGCUGCGAGGUCACCUCCAUGCUCUGCGUCCCCGUCAUCAGCCGGGCCACCUCCCAGGUGGUGGCACUGGCCUGCGCCUUCAACAAGCUGAGCGGGGACAGCUACACGGAGGCGGACGAGCACAAGAUCCAGCACUGCUUCUGCUACACCUCCACGGUGCUCACCAGCACCUUGGCCUUCCAGAAGGAGCAGAAGCUGAAGUGCGAGUGCCAGGCCCUGCUGCAGGUGGCGAAGAACCUCUUCACGCACUUGGACGACGUCUCGGUCCUGCUGCAGGAGAUCAUCACCGAGGCCCGAAACCUCAGCAACGCCGAGAUCUGCUCCGUCUUCCUGCUGGACCGCCUCAGCCACGAGCUGGUGGCCAAGGUCUUCGACGGCGGCGUGGUGGACGACGAGAGCUACGAGAUCCGCAUCCCCGCGGACCAAGGCAUCGCUGGCCAUGUGGCCACCACGGGCAAGAUCCUGAACAUCAAGGACGCCUACUCCCACCCGCUCUUCUACCGCGGGGUGGACGACAGCACCGGCUUCCGCACCCGCAACAUCCUCUGCUUCCCCAUCAAGAACGAGAGCCAGGAGGUCAUCGGGGUGGCGGAGCUGGUCAACAAGAUCAACGGCCCCUGGUUCAGCAAGUUCGACGAGGACUUGGCCACCGCCUUCUCCAUCUACUGCGGCAUCAGCAUCGCCCACUCGCUGCUCUACAAGAAGGUGAACGAGGCGCAGUACCGCAGCCACCUGGCCAACGAGAUGAUGAUGUACCACAUGAAGGUGUCGGACGACGAGUACACCAAGCUGCUGAGCGAGGGCAUCCAGCCCGUGUCAACCAUCGACCCCAACUUCGCCAGCUUCACCUACACCCCGCGCUCGCUGCCCGAGGACGACACCUCCAUGGCCAUCCUGAGCAUGCUGCAGGACAUGAACUUCAUCAACAACUACAAGAUGGACCGCCAGACGCUCACCAGGUUCUGCCUGAUGGUGAAGAAGGGCUACCGCGACCCCCCCUACCACAACUGGAUGCAUGCCUUCUCCGUCUCCCACUUCUGCUACUUGCUCUACAAGAACCUGGAGCUGGUCAACUACCUGGAGGACAUCGAGAUCUUUGCCCUCUUCAUCUCCUGCAUGUGCCACGACCUGGACCACAGAGGCACUAAUAACUCCUUCCAGGUGGCCUCGAAAUCAGUCCUGGCCGCGCUGUACAGCUCGGAGGGUUCCGUCAUGGAGAGGCACCACUUCGCUCAAGCCAUCGCCAUCCUCAACAGCCAGGGCUGCAACAUCUUUGACCACUUCUCCCGCAAGGACUACCAGCGCAUGCUGGACCUCAUGAGGGACAUCAUCUUGGCCACCGACCUGGCCCACCACUUGCGCAUCUUCAAGGACCUCCAGAAGAUGGCAGAAGUGGGCUACGACCCCAAGAACAAGCAGCACCGCAGCCUUUUGCUCUGCCUGCUCAUGACGUCCUGCGACCUCUCCGACCAGACCAAGGGCUGGAAGACCACCAGGAAGAUCGCGGAGCUGAUCUACAAGGAGUUCUUCUCCCAGGGUGACCUGGAGAAGGCCAUGGGCAACCGCCCGCUGGAGAUGAUGGACCGGGAGAAAGCCUACAUCCCCGAGCUGCAGAUCAGCUUCAUGGAGCACAUCGCCAUGCCCAUCUACAAGUUGCUGCAGGACCUCUUCCCCAAAGCGGCGGAGCUCUACGAGAGGGUGGCCAGUAACCGGGAGCAGUGGACCAAGGUCUCCCACAAAUUCACCAUCCGGGGUUUGCCCAGUAACAACUCCCUGGACUUUCUGGAUGAAGAAUACGACCCGCAGGCCCCCGACCCCCAGCUCAACGGCUGCCUGGAGCCCGAGGGGGGGCAGCCCGAGGCGGGGGCCGAGUGAUGGGGGCCAUGGGGUGGGGAGGUGGGGGGGGGGGACCAGGAGCAUCCCCAACCCUUGUCCCCCCCAGCCCCUCGGGAGGAGGUUUGGGGGGACAUCAGUGACUCUGGACCACCGCGGUGAGGUCUGCGCCCUGCCAGCACCCGCUGUCGGUCCUUCCCCCACCGGUGGGUGACUGUCCCCUCCUUCCAGGGCAGGGAUUCGGGUGUCCCCUCCACCCGGUGGCCCCCAGACCCCUCUUUGCUGGGACUCUUGCCUUGGUGGCCAGGGUCACCAGGGAGUGGGGAGGGCCACCACGGGGCUGGGGGGAUGGAUGUGCUUUAAAUUGCCUUAAGGCUGCAGGUCCUGUCCCCGCGGGGUGACAAUGGGGACGGUGUCCUUGGUGGAAGCACCCCCAGAGGGGUCGUCCCCCUGAACUGGGUCUGGUGGGGUCAGCAGCACGGAGGGGGACGGCAUGGGGCAGGACGGUGAGGGGCAGUGGGAGUGCUGGUGGGGGUGGGCUGCAGGGGGUGCGUGGGGACCUCAGAGGGGGACAUGGGGCUGUGGGAGAGGAGGCUGAGGACAGAGGGGUCAGGAUCAGGCCCACGGAAGGAGGCCCCGGCUGGAGAAGGGAAGAGGCACCCGGAGCGGGAUGGCCACGGGGAUGCUCUGCUGGAUCCCACCAGACCGGACCCCACCCACGCUGGAGAACCAGCUCCCGCCCAGCAUCCCUUGGUUAAAUGUCCCCCUCCGGGACCCCCAGACAUGAAGGACUCGUGUCCCUCGUCCCAGCCCUGUCCCACGAGGCCACGUCCCCUGCAAGGGCUACAGGCGCGCCAGGGCCGGGGGGGUGUCCUGCUCCUGGCUUGCACGUACCGGGGGGCCUGCGCUCCCACAGGGACACUGCAGCGAGUCCGGUCCCCACCGUGUCCCCACCUUGUCCCCAGCACAUGGGUGUUUCUCUGGCUUGGUACUGUGGUGUCCACCCAGGAGCCUCCUCUCUGCCAGCGGCUGCACCGGUGACCAACUUGUCCAUGAGCAUCCCCAGCUCGCAGUGGCUUCACGAUGUCUGCCAUACUGACCAACCUGCGUGGACCCUGAUGGUCUCCUGUGGUCCCUCUGGUCCUACAGACCACCAUGCAUGGACCCUGAUGGUCUCCUGUGGUCCCUCCAAUCCUGUUGACUGCCAUGCAUUGACCCUACCAGUGUCCCAUGGCCCCUCUGAUCCUGCAGGCCACCAUGCAUAGACCUUGAUGGUUUCCUGUGGUCCCUCUGGUCCUCCAGUGCACCAUGCAUGAACCCUGAUGAUCUCUUGUGGUCCUUCUGGUCCCAUCAACUGCCAUGCAUGGAUCCUGCCAUCCUCCUUUGGUCCCUCUUGUCCCGCUGACUGCCAUGCAUGGAUCUCACCAUCCUCCCAUGGACCUCCUGUGAUGGCCUCCUGUGGUUCCUCUGGUCCUACAGACCACCAUGCAUGGACAGUGAUGGCCUCCUGCAGUCCCUCCGGUCCUACUGAGCACCAUGCAUGGAUCCCACUGGUCUCUCUGCAGUCCCUCUGUCCAUGCAUGGACCCUGCUGGUUUCCCACCAUCCUUCCUGCCCUGCUGACUGCCACGCAUGGACCCUGCCAUCCUCCUAUGGUCCCUCUGGUCCUACAGACCACCAUGCAUGGCUGGUGAUGGCCACCUGUGGUCUAUCCUGUUUUACCAACCACUGUGCAUAGACCCUGACAUCCUCCUGUGGUCCUUCUGAUCCUACUGACCACCAUGCAUGGAUGGUGAUGGCCGCCUGUGGUCCCUCUUGUCCUACCGACCACCGUUCAUGGACCCUGCCAUCCUCCCAUGGUCCCUCUGGUCAUACAGACCACCAUGCAUGGACUAUGCCGGACUCCCCAUGGUCCCUCCAGUCUCACAACCCAACAUGUGUGGACCCCCUCAGCCCCGGGGGCUCUGCUCAACCAGCAUGGUCCUUCCAGCUGUGCAUGACCCAGGUCUUUGUCACCCCAACCAAAGCCACCCGAAACACCCAUGAGCAGGGGGACCAGGGCAGGGUGAGCCCUGGUGAGCAGCUCGCCUUGCCGGGGUUGAGCCAAAGGGAGUGGUUCGGGGAUGAGGGUGGGUGCUGAGCCCCGCCUGGCUGCAUCACCCGGCUCAUGGGAGCUGGUGGGUUCACCAUCACGGCAGGGGAAGGUGAUGGAAGUGGCACGGUGAAAUCCUGGUGCUGCCAAGGUUGGUCCCACUGGGGUUCGAUCCCACCAGGGUUGGUCCCACCAGGGCCGGUCCCACCAGGGUCAGUCCCAUUGGGGUUGGUCCCACCAAAGUCAGUCCCACCAGUGUCAGCCCUACCAGCAUCGGUCCCACCGGGGUCAGUCCCAUUGGGGUUGGUCCCACCAGAGUUGGUCCCACCAGGGUUGGUCCCACCAGGGUCAAGGGCAGCCCGGGUGCAGCCAUGGGGCCAUUCGCCACCCCAUCCCCGCUCCACCACAGCAUCCCACGGCACCAUCCCUGCGCUGAGCCCCGGCGAUGCCGCAGCGGGUCCCCACAGCAUGGCGUGAUGGCUCCCUCCCGGAUCUGGGCUACAGGGCAGCCGCUCCUCUCGUCGUCUCGUCUGGAAGCGACACUUCUCGGGGUACGCGGAGCACGUGUGUCUGCGGGAGCAACGGGGACACCCCAAAGCCAAGCUGCUCCCCAGGACGAAGUGAACUGAAUUCCUUUUGCCUUACCUACUCGGAGAUGCCUUUAGCGAGACGCUUUGCCCAAACCCCGGUAGGAUGCGCCCGGUGACCGUGUCUGGCUGCUGGCCCAUGGCUUCGCCUAUGAGACCCCCCCCCCCCCGGCCUUCAAACCCUUCUCCCCCCUCCCCAUGCCACGAGGUGGGGCAGGGACGGUCCCAGAAGGCAGCAAACCCCCAAACUGCGAGAGGAGGAUCUGCAUCACUCCAUCAGGGGAGAAACUGCAUCACUCCAUCCCCGGCGUGAUGCUGGCCGUGCCACCAACGUGCCAAUGGGCUCCAUCCCCGGCGUGAUGCUGGCCAUGCCACCACCAUGCCAAUGGGCUCCAUCCCCGGCGUGAUGCUGGCCGUGCCACCAACGUGCCAAUGGGCUCCACCACUCCCAACUGGUACCUGUAGCCUGGUGCCAAGCUGGGGGGGGGGGCCUGGCCAUGUGGGGGUCUCGCUGGUGCCGAUGAAUGCGGGUUGGGUCCUGCACUGGGGUGCCGCGUACAGGGUACCACGCAGGGAUGCCCGUUUCCCAGCUGUAUCCCACUUUUCCAGCCCCCGCCGCUGGUGUGAGUAGGUGGUCGAUGCUUUCCCGGCUCCCGCCCCUGUACAUACCCCCAUGGAUACUGGGGAGCGCGGCCGGCACCCAGCCCCGCUCGCCCACGCGGGUGCCCGGGCGUGCGCGGCCGUGCAAAACCUCCUCCAGCUUCUCUGUCUCCCCCUCUCGCCGCGCUGGUUGUUCUGGGCUCCGUCAGAGCCCAAGGAGGAGACAACUCUUCUCCUUCUUCUUCUUCUUCUCCUUCUUCUUCUUCUUCUUCUUCUUCUUCUUCUUCUUCCUCUUCCUCUUCUUCUUCUUCUUCUUCUUCUUCCUCCUCUUCUGCUUCUCCUCCUUCUUCUCCCUUUUCUUCUCCUUCUUCUUCCUCUUCUUCUUCUCCUUCUCCUCCUCCUUCUUCUUCUCCUUCUCCUCCUCCUUCUUCUCCUCCUCCUCCUUCUUCUUCUCCUUCUUCUCCUUUCUUCUUCACCUUUUUCCCUCCUCCUUCUCCUGCUUCUCCUCCCCCUCCUCCUUCUUCUCCUUUUUCUUCUUCCUCUUCUUCUUUCUUCAUCUUCUCCUCCUCCUUCUUCUUCUCCUCCUCCUUCUUCUCCUUUUUUCUUCUCCUUCCUCUUCUUCUUCUCCUCCUUCUCCUCCUUCUUCUUCUUCUCCUCCUCCUCCUUCUUCUUCUUCUCCUUUCUCUUCUCCUUCUUUUUCUUCUCCUUCUCCCUCUUCUUCUUCUCCUCCUCCUUCUCCUCCUUCUUCUUCUUCUUCUUGUUCUCCUCCUCCUCGUCCUCCUCCUCGGUCUUCUUCUUCUACUCCUCCUUCUUCUCCUUCUUUAUUAUUUUUUUUUCUGGUGGGUUUGGUUUUCCUAAAUAAAUUUCAUACGUCGAUCUC
Messenger RNA from Chroicocephalus ridibundus (black-headed gull), 7368 nucleotides. RefSeq names its product phosphodiesterase 2A (gene PDE2A). Gene Ontology annotation, biological process: cGMP catabolic process; negative regulation of receptor guanylyl cyclase signaling pathway; regulation of mitochondrion organization. Bases 415 to 3252 code for a protein of 945 amino acids. Gene Ontology annotation, cellular component: synaptic membrane; nucleus; cytosol. The transcript has 31 exons. NCBI's taxonomy places the organism in Eukaryota, Metazoa, Chordata, Aves, Charadriiformes, Laridae. The record is from RefSeq and is a predicted model, not a curated record. Gene Ontology annotation, molecular function: 3',5'-cGMP-stimulated cyclic-nucleotide phosphodiesterase activity; 3',5'-cyclic-AMP phosphodiesterase activity; protein homodimerization activity.